Molecule: messenger RNA, 3465 nt
Organism: Myxocyprinus asiaticus (Chinese sucker)
Lineage: Eukaryota; Metazoa; Chordata; Actinopteri; Cypriniformes; Catostomidae
Product: ephrin type-A receptor 3-like
Exons: 15
Coding region: 59-2716 (885 amino acids)
Biological process (GO): cell surface receptor protein tyrosine kinase signaling pathway; phagocytosis; axon guidance
Cellular component (GO): plasma membrane; neuron projection; signaling receptor complex
Molecular function (GO): ATP binding; transmembrane-ephrin receptor activity; protein binding
Source: RefSeq, a predicted model, not a curated record
AAGUUUGAUCGCCUGUCCGGAAGUUGUGAGAAUAAAUUCAAGCUUUUCUCUAUGUCAAAUGAAGACUAAAAUGAAGAAGACGUUUCUUUUGAAUUUGGUUAUCAAUAGAUCUUAUUUUUUACUUUGCUUUUCAUGGAGUGUCUCCUCCGAUAUAUCCGCGCAAUCAACCCCAAUCAAAGAAGUGAUCUUUGAUUCAAGCAAACAGAUCAGUCUAUGGACGUCCUCUCCACCAAAAGCUUGGCAAAAAACAGACAUGCGGCUUGGCAAGGAUUAUAUACACUCUGUCUACCAAGCUUGUAACCCAAAUUUCAAUAAUAAUCCCAAAACAUUAUGGACCAAUUGGAUACCCAAACAAGAUGCCCAUGAGCUUCUCCUGGACCUUAGUUUUGCUCAAGAGGACCAGCAACCUGUUUAUAUUUAUGUCCAAAGAUCUGACCAACCUCGGGAUCAAUACUUUGGGAGACCACGGGAAGCCGUUCAUGAGAUCACAGCCCAACAUCAAUUUCCAAAAGGAGCUUUUCCUCAGGAUAAGGACCUGUACCAUGCUCAGGGUCUUCAUUUAGGGAAGAUCUCUCAGAAUGGCUUUCACCUAGGGUUUUCUUACAGCGGAGAGUGCAUCUUCAUUGCUUCUGUCCAGGUAUUCUUCAUGAAGUGUCCAACAUUUGCAUGGAACAAAAUGGAGUUUGAGGAAACACCAGCAGGAUCAGGGUUUAGAAAGGGAGUAUGUGUAAGUAGUGCAGUGGAGGUCUCUGCCCCAAUGAUGAAGUGUCAAUCAAAUGGUACAUGGGGUCCGCCUUUGGGAUUAUGUGCCUGUGAUGCAGGAUACCAGGCAGAGGGAAACAGUUGCAAAGCUUGUAGGUUGGGCAGCUACAAACCAGCAAAUGAAAGUGGAGGAUGUAUGCCUUGUCCUCCCAGAAGUAAAACACACAGAGAAGGUGCAUUUCAGUGUGACUGUGAACAGGGAUAUGAACGCCUGCAGAGUGACCCUCCCCAGCUGGGAUGCACAAGACCUCCGUCAUCCCCGGUCAAUUUAACCUCCCAGCACUUGGGUGACACUGUUGUGACUCUACAUUGGGCUCCACCUGCAGACCUGGGUGGAAGAGCAGAGGUGGAAUAUGACGUGCUGUGUAAACAGAGACAAGAUGCAUCUGUGGGUCAGUGGGUUCCAUGUGAGAGCAAAGUGUUGAUUCUUCCUUCUGCCGUUGGACUGAAACACACAGCAGUCAAUAUUACCAGAAUGAAGCCUGAACUGGAUUAUCAUCUGUCUGUCACAGCACGCAAUGCUAUAUCUACUAAACUUGGAUUUGAUCACUCCAUACAGUCAGUUAUCAUCUACAAAUGGAGAGCUCCAAUCAGUAUAUUGCCCAGUCCUGGUCUCAUAACCCAUUCCAAACAGGUGCUCUCUCCUGGUCUAAUUGCUGCUCUGUUGUGUGGUGUCCUGUUUCCUUUCAUUCUCGUAGCUGCUAUAUUCUUCUUUGUAAGGCAUCGCCACAGAAAGCUCAGUGAGGAUGAGCAAAUGGUGUUCAUAUCCCACACUGGUGUGACAUUUCGACGUACUGACGAACCAGAACACACAGCUCAACCUGAGCAAAUCAUUAGCUCAGUUCAGAUGUUGGAAGGAGCGAGUUGUAGACUGCUGUGUGGUCUUAGAGAUGUGCUGGUGGAGCGUACUAAACUAACGAUGGGCAAAGAGCUUGGGAAAGGAGAAUUUGGGGCAGUAUAUGAGGGCAUAUUUUCUCCUCAAGGAGGAGAAGACAUCAAAGUGGCAGUAAAAACUAUGAGAGUUGGAAUCAACAGUCAAGGGGAUCUGGAAUCCUUUCUCAAGGAGGCAGAAAUUAUGCAACAUUUCGAUCACGACAAUGUAGUUAAAUUGCUUGGUGUUGCACUAGAGCGAGAUCCGGAGUCCUCCAUUCCUGUACCACUUGUAAUUCUUCCAUUCAUGAAACAUGGAGACCUACGCCGUUUUCUUAUUGCCACCCGCUAUGGUGAUAUUCCCAUGUUUGUGCCUUAUCAGAGUCUUCUGCGUUUCAUGAUUGACAUUUCUGCAGGAAUGGAGUAUCUCAGCUCCCAGGGUUUCCUACACAGAGACUUGGCUGCUCGCAAUUGCAUGUUGGGGGAUGACCUGCGUGUGUGUGUAGCUGACUUUGGCCUGUCUAAGAAGAUCUAUUCCAGAAACUACUACAGGCAGAAAGUGGCUGUUAGAAUGCCUGUUAAGUGGAUGGCCAUAGAGAGUCUGUCUGAGUCCGUUUACACCACCAAGAGUGAUGUGUGGUCUUUUGGAAUAACCAUGUGGGAGAUCACAUCUAGGGGGAGAACACCUUAUCCGGGUGUCCCCAAUCAUGAACUCUUGGACUUGCUGGAAUGUGGACACCGUCUCAAACAGGGGGAAAAUAACAGCAAAUUAUAUGAGGUUAUGUUGAGCUGCUGGCACAGAGAUCCCUCUCAGAGGCCAUGUUUUGGAGAGCUAGGCCAGAGACUCAAAGCUCUUCUGUCUGAGCUUCCUCCUCUGGAGGCCAGCAAGGAGGCCCAUUACAUCAACCAGGGCCUAGAGGUGGCCACCGAUCACCAAGAUGGUGCAGAGGCCCUGGAUCUUGAAGAAGAGGGAGUUGUAAACAACAUAUAUCUACCUGAACCUUUUGGCGGAUUCAAGACCUAUUCCAGAUCAGAGGAGGAGAAAGAAGAGGGGGGAUACCUGCUGUGCAAUAAAACUGAAUGAUAACGUGGGCCAUGUUAGGCCUCUGUUUGUACUUAUCAUUUUAAUUAAAGUAUUAGGGAAGGAUGUUGUCACAAGGGCUAUAUGUUAGUAACAUAAUUUUUGGAUCAAAAAUCAAAUUACAAAAAUGCUUGUUCAUCACUAGCAUCACUUUAAAACACCUAGAUGAAAACUGUCUUAAAUGAGAAUAUUUUUUUAGUAAAUUCUAUCCUCCAAGCUAUAAAAUUCCAAUAUCAUAUUUUUUAUAAUAACUCUUGGGUAAACAAAGGAAAAACAAUUCACCCUUGUCUUUUGUUCAUAUUGGAUUAACACUCGUACUGUUCCUGGACAAAAAUGACUAUGUGUAAUCUGUGUUUUCCAAAAUACACAAUAACACAUUUAUUGAAAAUGUUUGUUCGUCACACUUCUGAAUUAACGGCUUUCAUAGUUUUAUGCAGUUAAGCAUUUUUAGGGGAACUUUAUAGAUUGAGAACUCAAUUAGCUCAAAUUGCACCAUACAUUAUAUAUAUAUAAAUAAGCACUUUUGUUUUACCUUUAAUUCAGUAAAAGGCAAAGUUGAAAAUGCUGCUAUGAGUCAUGCAUUAGGAGUGUCUGCUGCCAUCUGCUGGAAAAAAAAAACAUUACAAAAAUUUGACAAUAUCAUAUCAAUAUCAGCAAUGUCAAGUAUAGCCUAUAGGUGGCCUCAGAGUUCCCCUUGUUGUGGAAUAGACCUUUUUCACACUCUGAGUUUUUGAAUGCGAAGUAUAUAUAUA